Molecule: messenger RNA, 912 nt
Organism: Schizosaccharomyces japonicus yFS275
Lineage: Eukaryota; Fungi; Ascomycota; Schizosaccharomycetes; Schizosaccharomycetales; Schizosaccharomycetaceae
Exons: 1
Coding region: 175-615 (146 amino acids)
Biological process (GO): mitochondrial fission
Source: RefSeq, a predicted model, not a curated record
CUUUUUUUUAAAUGAAAGUAUAAAAGCAGCGCGUUUACUGUCCAGAAACCUGCCAUCAACCAACCAUUGUGUCCAAAGGAAACAGCUUGUACUGAUUGUAACGUUUGUAGGAUUACCACCAAAAGCCUUCUCGGCAAGAAUUGGUAGCAGCAAAGAGCAUUCUCCAUCGUCUCGAUGUCUUCUUCCAGCUCAAAGCCUACUGUGACGCUCUCGGCCCAGUUCGAGGCGGAACUGCCUGAUCCCAGUGCCGAUAUUAUGUAUCUCUACGGAAUGUCUCUUGUCUCUGCCAAGUGCAUUGCCGAUAUCGAGCACGGAAUCCGCUUGCUGAGGAAAUGCAUGACCGUUGAUGCAGCGCGUCAUCGCGAUUGCGUUUAUCAGAUGGCACAAGGAUAUGCGAACAUGAAUCGCUUUGAGGAUGCUGAGCACUGCACGGAAACGCUCCUAAACAAUGAUCCCAACGACAAAGAGGCUCGUGCUCUGCACGAAAAAGUUGCUUGUCAACACGAGUCGGACGCGGCCCUGGGUCUUGGAAUGGUCGCGUGUGCAACCGCUACCUGUGGUUUGCUAAUUAGCAGCUGGGUUCACCGAAUUUUGCAAUUGGUCCGGGAAUGGUAGACGCGAGAUUAAGAAAGUUGCGGGAGACACGGUCAUGUACAUACACCUUUAAUCUGAACACAUCGCUCGAUCGUUCGCGUGUCUCUCGUCUCUUCGUUCUCCUUCGUGCUCGUCACCAAAACCCAAAUUCGGUGAACGCUCCUUUUGGAUUUGAGCUGUGGUUUUGUUUUCUUCACAACUUGUACCACCUCAAAACAACGGUUGAGGCUCCUACAAACCGUUUCGAAGGUUAUUUGUUAGUAACUAAUGAAUAAACUUUUUCACGCGUUGCGCGUUUUCAUUUAAGCUCAAAGAGAG